UAACUGCCGAGAUGACAGUCCAACGAUCAAAAUUCUAAGGAUUUAUUUUUUUAUCUUUCACAGAAAAUAAUAAAAACCUAAUACCAAAUCAGAAAAAGCAUUUCCAUUAUCGCCAUUUUCGGUAUCUGUUAAAUCUCCAACAACUGUCUAUCCCUUCUUCGCCGUGAAGCUCCAUUUUUCGCAAUUUGCAACUGCAUUGUUCCCUGCAAUUUCAGUGAAGGUUAUAGAAUGCAUGUAAUGUAUGAGUGAUCUGAUUGUGGUAUUUUAUUGUGCGGGCUGGAGAUUGUUUGAUUUGGUGGUGAAGCGGAUCAAUGGAGGCGAUCGAGGAAUUGGAGCAGCUCGGCGACGCGAUGAGGCAAGCCGCUGCGUUGUUAGCCGACGAGGAUGGCAAUGAAGCUGCCGCAUCGACUAAACGGCCUUCAACGUUUCUCAAUGUAGUGGCGCUUGGAAAUACUGGUGCUGGUAAAUCAGCUGUAUUGAACAGUCUUUUAGGACAUCCUGCUUUGCCAACUGGUGAAGGAGGUGCUACUCGUGCUCCUAUAUGCAUUGAACUUAAAAAGGAUAGUUCCUUAAGCAGCAAGUCAAUUAUUUUGCAAAUCGACAGUAAAUCCCAACAAGUCUCUGCAAGUGCUCUUCGCCAUUCUUUACAGGAUAGACUAAGCAAGAUCUCAUACAAGAGCCGAGAUGAGAUAUAUUUGAAGCUUCGAACUAGUACAGCUCCUCCAUUGAAGUUGGUUGAUCUACCUGGAGUGGAUAAGGGACAUAUUGACGAUGCAUUGAGUACAUAUGUUGCACGCAGUGAUGCCAUAUUACUAGUUGUUAUUCCGGCUGUUCUAGCACCGGAAAUUUCCUCGUAUAAAGCACUUCGACUUGUGAAGGAGCAUGAUGGAGAAUGUACAAGAACUAUAGGUAUUAUUAGCAAGGUAGAUCAAGCAGCUUCAGAUCCAAAAGUUCUUGCAGCUAUCCAUGCGCUUUUGCUAAACCAGGGACCACCAAGCACAUCCGAUAUCCCAUGGGUUGCUUUGAUCGGUCAAUCUGUUUCUAUAGCCUCAGCCCAGUCAGGAAAUGUAGGCAAUGAUAAUUCACUAGAAACAGCAUGGUGUGCUGAGAGUGAAAGUCUUAAAUCAAUAUUAACAAAGGCCCCUCAGAACAAGCUUGGCAGGGUAGCAUUAGUGGAGGCCCUUGCUCAACAGAUCCGUAAUCGAAUGAAAGUCAGACUUCCAAAUCUCCUCUCAGGACUGCAGGGAAAAUCUCAAUCAAUAAAGGAUGAACUGGUAAAGUUUGGCGAUCAAAUGAUUAAUAGUGCUGAAGGUACAAAAGCUUUAGCCCUUGAGCUUUGUCGUGAAUUCGAGGAUAAGUUUCUGGAACAUCUUACUACUGGAGAGGGUGGUGGUUGGAAAGUAAUUGCAAGUUUUGAAGGCAAAUUCCCUGAUAGGAUUAAGCAGCUUCCUAUGGAUAGACACUUUGAGUUAAAAAAUGUGAAGAGGGUUGUGCUAGAAGCAGAUGGCUACCAACCUUACCUUAUUUCUCCCGAGAAAGGGUUAAGGUCUUUAAUAAAGGGUGUAUUGGAGCUGGCGAAAGAACCUUCAACACUUUGUGUCGAAGAGGUACACCGAGUACUUGUCGAUAUUGUCUCAAAAGCUGCUAAUUCAACACCAGGUCUGGGAAAGUAUCCUCCUUUUAAGCAAGAGGUAAUUGCAAUUGCGACUACUGCUCUGGAUGGUUUUAGAACUGAAGCAAAGAAUAUGGUUAUUUCCCUUGUUGACAUGGAGCGGGUUUAUGUCCCCCCGCAACACUUUAUCCGUUUGGUGCAAAGGCGGAUGGAUAGGCAGCGGCGUGACGACGGCCUGAAGAACCAAUCCUCCAAGAAGGCAGCAGAGGCAGAGCAAUCCAUGUUGAAUAGGGCAACCAGCUCACAGACUGGAGGUGAACAAACUAGUGGAAGCUCAAAGUCAGGGAAGGAUAAAUCAGCUCAGCAAGAUAAGGAUUCACAAGAAGGACCAGUCUUGAAGACUGCAGGACCCGAUGGGGAGAUAACAGCAGGGUUUCUUCUGAAGAAAAGUGAUAAAAAAAGUGGCUGGAGCAAGCGAUGGUUUGUUUUAAAUGACAAGACUGGAAAGCUUGGAUAUACCAAGAAGCAAGAAGAACGGCAUUUCCAUGGUGUAAUUACUUUGGAGGAAUGUAAUCUUGAAGAGGCUUCUGAAGAAGGCGAAGGACCAUCAAAAAGUUCAAAAGAUAAAAAGGCAACUGGGCCUGAUGGAGGAAAGGGACCUAGUCUCGUGUUUAAAUUAACAAAUAGGGUUCAAUACAAGACUAUUCUUAAAGCCCAAAGUACUGUUAUUUUGAAGGCAGAAACUUUGGCUGAGAAGACUGAGUGGUUAAACAAAUUAAAAAAUGUUAUAAGUUCUAAAGGAGGUCAAGUUAUUGCUGAUUCUAGUACACCUAUGAGGCAAAGUUCAUCAGAGGGGACACUUGACACGAUGACUAGGAAACCUGCAGAUCCAGAAGAAGAACUUCGAUGGAUGGCUCAAGAAGUACGUGGUUAUGUUGAAGCUGUUCUCAACAGCCUUGCUGCUAAUGUACCGAAGGCAGUUGUUCUUUGCCAAGUAGAGAAGGCCAGAGAAGAUAUGCUUAAUAAAUUGUACAGUUCUGUCAGUGCACAAAGUAGAUCAAAGAUCGAAGAACUACUCCUGGAAGACCAUAAUGUGAAGCGUAGGAGAGAGCACUUUCAGAAACAAUCCUCUCUUCUUGCUAAGGUCACUCAGCAGCUUAGUGUUCAUGAUAAUCGAGCAGCUGCUGUGUCUAGCUACUCAGAUAGUGAUGGAGCUGAAAGCGCCUCAAGAUCUGGAGGACAGUCAUCAGGUGAUGACUGGAGAUCUGCAUUUGAUGGUUCUUCAAAUGCCGCUCAAAAUGGUGAUGCAGGGUCUAGAAGUCGUCGUACACCUAGCCGGAUGCCACCUGCACCUCCUGGUUCUGGAUUUAAAUCCUAGACAUUUGAUUCAUAUUCUUUGUAGCUGAGGAGGUUUUGGUUCCUGCUCUCUUCUUGGGCUCUUGAUGUCGUCGGAUUUUGUCACGAGAUCUUUGUAUUCAUAGAUUCCACAUUUUAGGUAACAUUUUAGCUAUUGGUCCAGUGGUCUCCAUUUACCAACGAAUAAGUUUUCCCGUUGCUGCUCGAUCCUCUAACCCUGAUGCUACUUAUUGAUUUCAAAGUAAGGAGUUUCAGGACAAUCUACAUAUAUAAUUUUGUGAGGCGUGGACGUCCGCCUCUAUUGUUGGUUGAGCUUUAACUGAUAAGGUUGCUUAGUGAAGUUGGUGAAACACUUCAAACGUAGAUCAUUCUUUGAUUCAUAAUCUAAUUUGAUGCUUCAAGAUUGCAUCUUGCAUCCUUAGGUUUGACGCUUAGCUUAAACUUUCCACACCUUUCUCCAGCAAUGUUGAUCUAAC
Messenger RNA from Solanum dulcamara, 3444 nucleotides. Its product is annotated as dynamin-2A. NCBI's taxonomy places the organism in Eukaryota, Viridiplantae, Streptophyta, Magnoliopsida, Solanales, Solanaceae. The transcript has 22 exons. Gene Ontology annotation, molecular function: GTPase activity; microtubule binding; GTP binding. Gene Ontology annotation, cellular component: cytoplasm; membrane; microtubule. Bases 312 to 2990 code for a protein of 892 amino acids. The record is from RefSeq and is a predicted model, not a curated record.